This is a messenger RNA of Diversispora eburnea, 1764 nucleotides long. The record is from the annotation of a GenBank genome assembly. Lineage: Eukaryota; Fungi; Glomeromycota; Glomeromycetes; Diversisporales; Diversisporaceae.
AUGAGCGAAACUUCAAGCCAUUCACAAACCGUUUCUACUACUGAAAGGCUUGCGAAAUUACGAGCAUUAUUUAAGAAUGAAAAAUAUAAUUUGACAGCUUAUAUAAUUCCUUCGGAGGAUGCACACCAGAGCGAAUACACGGCCGAGUGUGAUGCUCGUAGGGAAUUUAUAUCUGGUUUCACGGGCUCAGCAGGGUUAGCCGUAGUAUCUACCGAUAGUGCGGCGCUUUUCACUGAUGGUCGGUAUUUUCUUCAAGCAAGUAAACAACUUGAUCACAAUUGGACAUUGAUGAAAGAAGGUUUACCGGAUGUUCCAACUUGGCAAGAAUAUUUGGUGCAGAAUUUGCCCAAAGGUUCAAGAAUCGGCAUUGAUCCGACAUUAAUUACAGCAUGUGAAACAUUAUCCGAAUCCCUGGAAAAGGUUGAUUCAUCAUUAAUACCUACUGAAGAAAAUCUAGUAGAUUUGGCAUGGGGGAAUGAAAGACCACCACGUCCAUUAAAUAAAGUAAUAAUUUUAGAAGAGCGUUAUACUGGAAAAUCACAUAAUGAAAAAAUUGCAAACCUUCGUGAAGAACUUAACAAAGAUAAUUUUUAUGGAUUUGUUGUUUCGGCCCUUGAUGAAGUUGCAUGGCUUUUUAAUCUUCGGGGAUCCGAUGUUUUAUUUAAUCCCGUCUUCUUUGCAUACGCACUUGUCACCAAACAUGAUAUCGUUCUCUACGUAGAAGAGAUAAAGUUAUCCCAAGAAGUAAAAGAUCACCUGGGAUCUGAAGUGAAGUUCAGACCCUAUAACACUAUUUUUGAGGAUUUGCAGAAAGUUUCUCAAGCAUGUAAAAGUGAAAGCCAGAAACUUCUCAUGAGUACCCGAGCCAAUUUUGCCUUGUUUAAGGCUAUCGGCGAAGAAAAUGUUGAAGAAACACGUUCGCCAAUUGCUGAUGCCAAGGCAGUCAAAAACGAGGUUGAAUUAGAAGGCAUGAGACAAUGUCAUUUGAGAGAUGCAGUAGCAUUGAUUAAUUAUUUUGCAUGGUUAGAACAACAAAUAGCUGAAGGCAAAAAGUUAACGGAAAUUGAUGGAUCUGAUCGAUUGGAAAAAUUCAGAGCACCUGAACCAGAAACUUGUGCUGUGAUUGAUCCCAAUGAAUUGUACUUGUGUGAUUCAGGUGGUCAAUAUAAAGAUGGUACUACUGACGUGACUCGUACAGUUCAUUUCCGUACACCCACUGAACAAGAAAAACGUGCAUUUACACGAGUUCUCCAAGGGCAUAUUGCUAUUGACAGAUCCAUAUUUCCCAAAAACACCACAGGAUAUGUGUUAGAUGUUCUUGCAAGGUCUUCACUUUGGAGAGAUGGUUUGGAUUAUCGACAUGGAACUGGACAUGGUGUAGGAAGCUAUCUGAAUGUUCACGAAGGUCCACAUGGUAUUGGCACUAGAAUUACUUUCAACGAAGUCCCACUUCAAGCUGGCAUGACAGUAACCAAUGAACCUGGUUACUAUGAAGAUGGUAAAUUUGGUAUUCGUAUUGAAACAGUUUUACUCGUUCGUGAGGUCAAUACUCCAAAUAAUUUUGGUGACCGUGGAUAUUUAGGAUUUGAACAUAUUACUUUUGCUCCAAUUCAAACUAAGUUAAUUGAUGCUUCCCUCUUAACUCCUAUUGAGCAUAAAUGGGUCAAUGAUUUUAAUGCUGAAUGCUUACAAAAAGUUGGUCCCUUAUUGAAACCAGAUAGUCCUGGUUUUCGUUGGUUAAAGAAGGAAACAGAACCAUUUUAA